AUGACCCUGGAUGAGAUCGUUGUUCCGUCAUUUUUCACGAAAGGCAGCAAAUUUCUUCUCUUAGACAAUCAGUCGAAACCGUUGAAAGCGGUUCAGACUGUGACGCUACGCGUGGACCCGUAUGGACAUAUCGUAUAUUGGAUGCCAGAAAGAAAAGAAGCUCCAAACUUCGUCUACAUCCAAGAUAUUGUCGAUGUAAGAACUGGGAAAUAUGCCGCUAGAAAUCACGUUUCUAUCAAAAAUUUUCUGAACAGCGAUCAACUCCUGUUGACAAUUGUCGAUAAUGUGGACUUUAUUCAUCCGAACUUCACGUCAUUUGUUUAUUUAGAAGAUAACGUGAAAAACCUCAAAACAUGGGCAGAAUUCUUAUUCCAUUUGUCCUUCCGAACACGUCGACGUCAUUUUGGUGUUCUUCAUCAUAUACGAAAACGUCUGACUCCAUUUUGUUAUGCUUCAAGCGUGGAACACUACACAAAAGACGACUUAAAGGCCAUACUCAUCGAAAACGCCAAGAAUUUUUCAUCAACGAAAUCUCGAUCGGAUUCCAAAAAAGAAAGCUAUCCAGUAAUGGGAGACUUGACAGAUAGGAAAUUAGUGGAGAUUGUUCUCGGAAUGGGAGAUGUUCGAGGACUUCGAAAAGUAUUUGAUGAACUGUGCGAUGAGAACAAAAAUCAUAUUUCUCGACGAAGUUUCCUCCGUUUUUUGCGAACCUAUCAACGAGAUCCACGUCUUAACGAAGCUCGACAUCCACUCAUUACUGAAAGAUCGAUGGAUAUAAGGCUUAAGCAUAUUGAGUGCCCUUUAGACGCAGAUAUUUCGUUCGAAACGUUUGUACACUAUUUGUGGAGCGAUUUUUGUACCGAUGCUUCGGCUGUGUCAUUGGAAGACGUUGCCGAUGCAAUGCAUGCCCCACUUCCUCAAUACUUCAUCAAUUCGUCACAUAACACUUAUUGUACAGGUCUCCAAGUUAAAGGCGCACAUAUCAUUCCGAAUCCGAAUUCUUUACACAAAGAAGCUAUUGCAGAUGUUGAGAUAUACAGGCAGGUGGUGCUUCUUUCUGGAUGUAGAUGUAUUGAAUUGGAUUGUUGGGAUGGAUCAGAUGGACCAGUUAUCACGCACGGUCCAUCUACGGUUAUGAGAAUGAACGAGAUAUCAUUGAGUGAUGUCUGCUCAGCAAUUGCUGAAAGUGCAUUCAAAACGUCACCGUAUCCAGUUUUAUUGUCGAUUGAAAAUCAUCUCAGUAAACACCAGCAGAAGCAAAUGGUGACCAUUUUCCGUAAAUCGUUCGGCCCUAAUCUGCUUGUCAGUCCAUUGAAGACACAUCCGUUAGUGGAACACCAAGAACUACCGUCACCAUAUGCGCUGAGACAUAAAAUCCUCAUUAAAGCGAAGCGACGACCCGAAAACGAGGAUCAAACGGAUGCAUACAGGAAACUUAGCACACUCUCCUCGAUUCCUUCAGGUGAAUUGGAGUUGUUAGAGGAUGAAGUACGAGAGCGACAAUUGCGUCCUGUAGAAGAGGAAACAUCCUCGAAAGAUCUGUCAAAUGUGGUCAACUACCUGACCGCAGAUAAAGCUCCGCAUACAUGGGACGUAGAACCUCGACUGUUCUUGAUGUGUUCAAUCGGUGAGGAUACGUCCAUGAAGGUUUACAAGGAUCAACGUCUCGGAAACAAGCUUAUGAAACAUACCUCAAAGAGACUUGUACGAGUGUUCCCAGCAAACAUGAGAAUUAAAUCCGACAAUUACCUUCCAAAUAUCCAUUGGAUGAUGGGAGCUCAAAUGGUGGCGCUUAAUUUUCAGACAAAUUGUCCAGAAAUGCUGAUGAAUCAUGCGAUGUUCGAGCAGACCGCGUCCUGCGGAUAUGUGAGAAAACCGGACUGUUUGAACGAUCCAUCACUGGAUUUCGACAUAUACAAUAGUUUCGUCCCACAUCGGAUGCCCGUCACUUUAAAAGUUACCGUAUUAUCUUCGAUGUUUCUAACGCAUUCGGAAGGAGCUGCUGAAACGUCACCAUUCGUUGUUUCAAUCGAAUUAUUCGGUAUGCCGCCUUACGACAAAUCGGCAAGCUUUCGCGUCUCCUCUCUUGCUAGCACCGGGAUUUUUACGCACUUCAAAAAGGAUCAAGCGGUUUUUGAAAAGAUUCUGCUCUCGGAGAUGACAUUUCUACAGUUUUGUGUUUUUCGUCGAUCAAUGAAUGGGAUUCUUGUACCGUUCGCCUAUAGAACUCUCGCUGUUGAAAGACUUCAUAACGGCUAUCGACACGUAAUUUUACGAUCAGCAGGGAAUCGAAAUCUCGGCCCAAUGUCAUUAUUUGUAUAUUUCGAUGUUUUUUAUUAUGUAAUGAGAACACGAAUUGCAAUUCACAGCGCACUCAUGAACCCAUUCCGAAGUGAAAGAAAGGAAGAGUUACUAUCACUUGCAUUAAGACAUCCAUUUGCGAAACACGAACCAGACGUUGAAGAUGAUGCGUAUCGGCAGGCGAUUGUUGGCACGGCGAAGAAAUCGAAGGACGAGGCUCAGCAACCGACACCGCCGCCUUCACCUGUUCCAGGAUCGUUCAGCUCCAAAGCGGCAAGGGCGUUUCAACAAAUUCGGAAAUUGUUCUCCGGCUGA
This is a messenger RNA of Necator americanus (New World hookworm), 2616 nucleotides long. RefSeq lists its product as uncharacterized. The coding region runs from base 1 to 2616 and encodes 871 amino acids. The transcript is spliced from 24 exons. Lineage: Eukaryota; Metazoa; Nematoda; Chromadorea; Rhabditida; Ancylostomatidae. The record is from RefSeq and is a predicted model, not a curated record. Gene Ontology annotation, biological process: release of sequestered calcium ion into cytosol; phosphatidylinositol-mediated signaling; lipid metabolic process. Gene Ontology annotation, molecular function: phosphatidylinositol-4,5-bisphosphate phospholipase C activity.